Messenger RNA from Macroventuria anomochaeta, 890 nucleotides. RefSeq lists its product as uncharacterized. NCBI's taxonomy places the organism in Eukaryota, Fungi, Ascomycota, Dothideomycetes, Pleosporales, Didymellaceae. The coding region runs from base 184 to 669 and encodes 161 amino acids. The record is from RefSeq and is a predicted model, not a curated record. The transcript is spliced from 2 exons.
AGGCAUGGGAUGGUGUUCAGCAGAGUACCUCAUCAGAAUGAUCUGACACGAGUUAUUGCACGCCUGGAGCUUACGCCCUACCCCAGGUUGUAUUCUCACAUCGAAAUCCUUAGUUCCACGUCUGCCAUUACGUCCCAUAUCCAUUCCGUGUAAUGAAGCGCCGCGCAGCGGAAGAAGCUAGGGAUGUCCAGACCCCGAUCCUCUAUUCCGGAGGAUCAUCUCGCAACGUUCUUUGACAUCUCUCAGCCUCGUACAUCAUGUACCGAUAACGAAAUUGAGGAUAUUCGUGUACUUCUGUCACGAUGUGAGCAUGUCAUGAGUCCCAUUGCUGAUUGCAAUCUCAAGACGUUCCUUCAGCACUUCGGCCUCUCCCACAAUUUUCUGGAUACUACUUCUGGAUCCACGCCCGCGUCACCACGUUACUGUUCACCAGAGGUUGCGGCUUUCAUGAGCCGCAACGCAUCUGCAGAUGUUUGGCCCUUGGCUGCGUAUUUCUGGAAAUGCUAUCGGCUCUUCAAUGGUACAAUCAUUGUGAUCCAUGGAGGUCACACCCAUGAAAGGGUGUGUUCCUAUCAUCGUCGCCAACUGUGUUCAGCAGAUAGUACGAGACAGAAAUGCAGGCUGGCUAUACUCUGCCAAAGCCUGGUCAUGGAACGGAGAAGAUUAUGAAAGAAGGACAGGAUUCUCGUAGAGCUCAGAUAGCUCUUUAUAAGAUUGAGAAGAGAUAGCGCCGAAGAAGGAGAAGAACACCAUUAUGGAGGAAGGCGGAAUGAGGGCAGCGACAAUCCAACAAAAAGCGGGAGAGGUGAUCGAUGCCUCAUAUCCGUGUAGAGAGAGAGCCUUGAGAUUAGCAUAUGACAUAAGGCUUAACUUUUGGAAAAGAUGCUCGG